Stegostoma tigrinum is the source of this 1286-nucleotide messenger RNA. RefSeq lists its product as uncharacterized. NCBI's taxonomy places the organism in Eukaryota, Metazoa, Chordata, Chondrichthyes, Orectolobiformes, Stegostomatidae. Bases 119 to 871 code for a protein of 250 amino acids. Gene Ontology annotation, biological process: immune response-activating cell surface receptor signaling pathway; positive regulation of natural killer cell mediated cytotoxicity. The record is from RefSeq and is a predicted model, not a curated record. The transcript has 8 exons.
UGAUUUUCACUUCCCGUUUCAAAGCUGGAGGGUCACUCUGGUGGUCAGAAACAAUCUAACCGAACGUUCAUCGAAGGUCUCAGGCGAGUUCUUGUUACUGUGCAAAGCAAGAAUCGAGAUGCAAACGAUUCAAAUGCGGAUGUUCCUGAAUUUAAUGAUAGCUCUUUCGCACACAGACAGCGUGCUGAUGAAGGAAGUCAAAGUGUUCCAGUCUCCAGAUGUCGUGCAUGUGACAGAAGGAGCUUCUGUGCAGCUGAACUGUACCUUUGAAACGCUAGGCCCUGUUGGACAAAUUGUUUGGAAGCGUGCCUUUGAAAAUGCAGAAGUUUCGGUCAGGAACCCUUUCUAUGAGAGGCGGCUGGAGACAUUGGGGUCUGAGUUAUUUGCCCAGGGCAAGGCUUCCAUUAAGAUCAACAGAGUAUCGAAAAUAGACUCAGAUUAUUACUACUGCCAGGUGGAAUUCAUGACAAUUGGGAAAAGCCAUGGGACCACAACACAACUUGUUGUAACUGAUCAGUAUGGAACUGAUUGUCCUGACCCACCCAUCAGUCAAUCAUUUUUACUGAUGCUGGCACCCCUGGCGUUAUUCACUCUUGUGAUUAUUGUCCUAUUCUUUCGACUGUACAGUCAACAUAAAGUUUUAGAGAGUCUUAAAGGGUCACACACAGUCACACAUGUGAAAGGAAAUGACCGUAGAGAUGAGGCAAUUGAAGUUCAGGAAACAUCAUCUGGUCCCAGGCAAGAGACAGUUCUGCCUUUCAAAAGCCAAACCUCCUUACCUGUGUACAGCACUGUAAAAGUACUGAGCACUGUUAGAGAAACCACCUCUUCAAACCAACAUCUCACCUAUGCCCAAGUCACGUUUCAUUAAGAUUAUAAGAGCUAUUGAAAAACUGCACUGAAGAGAAAGGCUCCAUGAGCGAUGACCGAAGUGGUAAAGCAUUUGAUAUGAAGUCAGUUUGCAUCUGAGAAGUCUUUUUGUGUAUUAUUCUACAUCUCAGUCAGACCAAAAAGUGAUGUAAAAGAUUGCAAAUGAUAAACAUUCUCUUUUCAUGUCAGUUGUAUUUGUUUUGAAGGAUUGUGAAAUUAGUUCCAUUUGAAAGUCUGUAAGAAUAUCAACAUUUUUUUCAAAGAAAGGGUACUUCGGAUUAUUUUCAAAUGCUGGAAUGCAGGAUGGAAAUUCACUGCUUGAACUUGUUUACUGGAAGUCAUGUGUCUAAAUGAAUAGCCAUCGGGAAUUGUGGCUAUUCACACAGCACAACUGGGAGUUGUAUGCACAUGUAGAU